Arachis duranensis is the source of this 1283-nucleotide messenger RNA. RefSeq lists its product as uncharacterized. Gene Ontology annotation, molecular function: zinc ion binding. The transcript has 4 exons. The coding region runs from base 137 to 871 and encodes 244 amino acids. NCBI's taxonomy places the organism in Eukaryota, Viridiplantae, Streptophyta, Magnoliopsida, Fabales, Fabaceae. The record is from RefSeq and is a predicted model, not a curated record.
UAUUUUUUUCCAUUUCUUUUCUCCCUAUUUCUAUUUCAAUCGUUUCACAUUCUCACAGACAGAGGUCUCUGUUUUUUUCUCUUUACUUCCCUUCAAGCCGCCUCUGCUACUCUCCAACCAAAUCUCAUUCCAAAAAAUGGUGGGGAAUAAUCAUUCACAAAGGGAAAGGGAAAGGAAUAGAGAUUGGAUUAAAGUUCUUAUGAAUAGCAAUGGCCACUGUGAUGAUCAUCCUGAUCUUCGUUCUAAGGAAAAGAAUUUUUUCUGUGUAGACUGUGCAGUUAGAAUGUGUAAGAACUGUAAGGAAGCUCAUUCCCUUCACAGAAGGUUUCAGAUAUACAAAUAUUCCUAUCAAGAUGUCUUCCGCCAUUCCGAGCUGCAGAAAUACUUUGACUGCUCAAAAAUUCAGACUUACAUAUCCAACAAUGAAAGGAUUGUGCAUCUAAAACCCCGGCCUUCAACUAAUAAACCUAAAACUUCUGAUCUAAGCCCUGAUUCUAAAUUCAAAGAAUACAACUUUUCAUCAAGAACAAAGCCGGGUGGUACAUGUGAAGAAUGUGGGAAACACUUACAAGAUGAGCGGAAUCGCUUCUGCUCUAUUACAUGCAAGGUCUCAGUGGUUCCCUUGGAAGCUCAAAACCAAGAUCACAAUCAAUGUUCACAGAGGAGUUCGGUAGAAUCUGCUAGUCAAAGUAGUAGGUUCAUCAACACUCCAAAACCAGAAGGUAGUGAUUUUACUUUAGAUAACCAGAAUUCAGAACCAGAGUCAUCUUUAUCUGAAGCUGAGCCAUAUGGAUGGGUUGAAGUUGUUAACUACAGAAAGCGCCCAAGGAAAACAACCCCUCAAAGGCCUAUUUUUGUUUUCAUGUCCUAAGAUUCGAAGUCAUAUCACUACUCUAAUCAAUUCCUUUCAUUCUCCGAUUAUAUUUUUUGUUUUCCAUUUUUGGAGAAUAAGAUUUAAGAUUUCUUGAACAUUUGAGGGAAUCUCAACCCCACUGUACCCCAUAUUGGGAUUCAAGUAUAAGCUGGGAGUUUGAGGUUUAGUUGCACUGAGAAAAGUAACCAGCUGAGCUUGUACAGCAUAAGGGAACAACAAUAGUAAUCCAAAGACUUCAAAGGGUGCAAAGGGGUUACUCUCCAUUCCAUCCUUUUCAGUUCUUUAUGGUUUAAACUUAGCAUCUCUUAUGAUUGAAUGACUCUUUAACAAAAAGAAAGACUCACUAUAGUAAUGUAAAAUUUCAUUUCUUUGAUUUGCAGUCAGCAUAGUUUUAACAUCAAUUAUCUUC